This is a messenger RNA of Ceratotherium simum simum (southern white rhinoceros), 1833 nucleotides long. The record is from RefSeq and is a predicted model, not a curated record. Lineage: Eukaryota; Metazoa; Chordata; Mammalia; Perissodactyla; Rhinocerotidae.
AUGAUCCCAGAGGUCCUGGGCAAUGCCACAUCCCUGCCCGUCCAGGACGGCCAGUCCCUGCGCUUGAUCUGUGACACUGAUGGCAACUACCCUGCCAGGCUGAGCUGGUCCCAGGGAAGCCUGACCCUGUGCCCCUCCCAGGCCUUGGAUCCUGGGGUCCUGGAGCUGCCCCGGGUGGUCUUAGGGGAUGGAGGAGAAUUCACCUGCAGAGCUCAGGACCCUUGGGGCUCCUACCAUGUCUCCGUGAACCUAGUUGUGCAGGCUUUCUCUUGUUCCUGGCCCCACAUCUCUGGGCAGCAGGGGGGCUCCUGGCCUCUAGUCCUCACCCUGCUCAGGGGGUCCCUAAUGCGGGCUGCCUUUCUUCUCACCUACAGCCUCACCUGGAUCUACUACACCAGACACUACCAAAAGCGGAAGAGAGAAUCUGGGGCUGACUCAACCUCCCCGGGGACCCAGGGCCCACAGUGGCUCUCUGAACAUCAGAUGUUCCAGGAUAGGGACCCCAGAAGGUGGACCAUCCCAGGGCAGGAGGACAGAAUGUCACUGCAGCUGCUUCUGCUGCUGCCUGUGCUGUGGGGAGCUCAGGAUCAGAGGUACCGGCUGGAACUACAGGAGUCUGUGACAGUGCAGGAGGGCCUGUGUGUCUUCGUGCCCUGCAAAUUUUCCUAUCCCAGGACCACCUUUGGAAUCCUCCACGUGUUCUGGUUCCGGAAAGGGGCGGAUAGAAACCGUGAUAAUCCAGUGGCCACAAACAAAAGAGAACAGAAGCUGCAUGAGAGCACCCAGGGCCGGUUCUUCCUCCUCGGAGACCCCCAGGCCCAAAACUGCUCCCUGAGCAUCAGAGACGUCAACAUGGGGGACAGUGGGUCUUACUUCUUUCACAUGGAGAAAUACUUCACGAAACACUCGUAUCUGGAUAAGAUGCUUUCUCUGAAUGUGACAGCCCUGACUCACAGGCCCGACAUACUUAUCUCGGGGCCCCUGGAAUCGGGCCACCCCAAGAACCUUACCUGCUCUGUGUCCUGGGCCUGUGAGUGGGGCACACCCCCCAUCUUCUCUUGGACGUCAGUUGCUCUCACCUCCCUGGGACACAGGACCCUCCUCUCUUCAGUGCUCACCCUCACCCCACGGCCCCAGGACCACGGUACCAGCCUCACCUGUCAGGUGAAGUUCCCUGGAGCUGGUGUAACUCUGGAAAGGACCAUCCAGCUCAACAUCACCUAUGCUCCACAGAACAUGGUCAUCAGCAUCUUCCAAGGAAACAGCACAGCACUCAAGAUUCUGCAAGACGCCUCAACCCUUCCCAUCCUGGAAGGCCAGGCUGUGCGGCUGCUCUGUGUGGCUGACAGCAACCCCCCUGCAGAGCUGAGCUGGUUCCAGGGGUCCCCAGCCCUGAACACCACCCCCAUCUCCACCACCGCCAUCCUGGAUCUUCCUCGCGUAGAGACUACAGGGGGAGACUUCACCUGCCUCGCUCAGCACCCGCUGGGCUCCCAAAAUGUCUCUGUGAGCCUCUCCGUGGUCUACCUCCCACACCUGCUGGGUUCCUCCUGGUCCUGGGAUGACCAGGGUCUGCACUGUGUCUGCUCCUCCCGAGCCCAGCUGGCCCCCUCCCUGCACGGGCGGCUGGGGGAGGGUCUGCUGGAGGGGAACAGCAGCAAUGCCUCCUUCACGGUCACCUCCAGCUCCGAGGGGCCCUGGGCCAACAGCUCCCUGAGCCUCAGCGAUGGUCUCAUCUCUGGUCUCCGAAUCAGUUGCGAAGCCUCAUAUGUCCGUGGGGCCCAGGGAGCCACUGCCCUGCUGCUGCCAGGUCAGGGGUCUCCAGAGGGGUGA